UGAAACACACUAGAGGAGUAAAUCCCCAAGAGUCUUCUUCACACACACUCAUGGUGGAGAUGGUUCACUGAAAACUGACCCUCUGUGGACAGACUUAUUUCUCUGUGUGGAAACUAAACACAACCCGCUUCUCAAACAUGAGCAAACUUGCCAAAGCUCUGUACGACAACACCGCAGAGUGCGCAGACGAGCUGGCCUUCAGAAAAGGUGACAUUGUAAUGGUGAUGGAUCAACACGUGGCCGGCACCAGCGGCUGGUGGAUGUGCUCUUUGUAUGGACGACAUGGCCUGGCCCCUGCAAACAGACUGCAGCUCUUACCACAGACUGGAACCACUGCAGGCUCCUUAUGCCAUGUCGCACAAAACCCCAAUUUAGCUGAUGCUAAAACUGAUAACAGUAUGCAAAAUAUCUACCAGAUCCCAAGGCCCCCCAGCAAUGCAGCUUAUGAACGCAUGGACAUGAUAUACAAGGUCCCGUCCACUCCUUCAGCUACUUCAAAAAGUCCAAUGUCAGCACUUCAGCACAGCCCAGAAAAACUUGAUGGAGACAAGCCUUCAUCCUUCAAUAUUGCGUCCAGUCCAAAAGGGGAAGUCUACGAUGUCCCGAGCCAAUCAAGACGAGCUUCUCUUUUCACUGCAUCAACAACUCCUAGACAAGUGUCUCGAAAACACUCGCUGAUUGCAAGUUGCAAGUUGGAGAAGAGACUUGACUCUCUGGACAGUUUACGGUGUUGCACUCCAGGAGACGCUUAUGUGUAUGCAGUUCCACCACCAUUGCCUCAGGACCCAAACUAUGAUAUCCCUGUUCCCUCAGCCACAGAGGCCAAACAGACUGGUGGAUACAGCACCCUUCCCAACCCUCGCAAGCCUGAGUGGAUCUAUGAUGUGCCUGUGGGUCCUGAGAAACCAAGUCCACCUCAAGGCUCCUGUGACACCAUGUCCAACAAAAAUUUUUCUAGGCAGCUCUAUGACACUCUUCCAGCACGUGUGUGGCCCAUGCCAACAGGCAGUCCAACUCCCUCAGUUUAUGAUAUACCAAAAUCCAGUCCACCUAAAGUGGUCCCGAUUUAUGACAAGCCCCCAACUCAGAUGCUUACAGAGGAGUCAGGAUAUGCUGUCCCAUCUCAAGAGGAACCCUUCAGCCGAGUUCUCAGUGAUCCCCCCAGUGACCAUAUACCCCUAGAGUGCAGAGGUGACUCAAGCAAUGUUCAUGAACUCAACAAGGCAUGCCUGCACCGGAUGAGGAACUUUCUGGCCCGUACCUCUUUCCAGGAUCUUCCAGGGAAUGUGGAGUCACUGGUGCAGGAGGACAACAAGAGAGGUAUCCCACAUCUCUCAGCAGCAGACAGUCAAAGAAUCAGCACGGCCUCCAGCUCUUCCACCAGCUCCUGUGACUCUCUAGCCCUGAGCUCCUCCUCUCCAGAACCUUUGCGAGAGGUCACGCUCAGCCAAGACGAGGCCUGCCGCAAACUUCUGGAACUGCAGGAGUCCAUUUGCAGGGCCGUGCCCCAGCUCAUGGAUUUUGUCAGCAGUCACUGGAGGAGCAAACAGCAUCUGCAGAAACACCUGGAGGAGAUCAAAGAAGCAGCAGAAGGGAUUGUAUGCUCUCUGACAUGCUUCCUAAACUUUGCCCUGGACGUUAAGGGUAAUGCCCGGCGUUUGACUGAUGCCAACCUUCAGACAAGGCUCUGUAAACAGCUGUCCAUCAUAGAAGACUCAGGUGUGAUCCUACAACAAACAAUAAGUGCUCUGAACAUGGCGGGCUGGCCCCUCAACACACUGUGCCAGGACCCAGGGCAGGUCCAGACUCCUGACCAACUAGAACGCUUCGUUAUGGUGGCACGAACCAUUCCAGAGGAUGUUAAGCGCCUGGUGUCCAUCAUCAUUGCCAAUGGCAAACUUCUGUUCAAAGCUUCUCCAAAAGAGCCACAGCCUCCCAACACCACAGGUCGGCCGGAGAUAAAGAAAAAUCCUAACGGGAGCGAAGGAGGGGGCUCAGUGGAGGAUGACAAUGACUAUGUUGAGCUACAGACUAAGAAUGAAUUUGAAAAGCAACAAAAUAAAAUGCAGAGGGAACCAAAAGAAAAUGUCACACCAGUCUCUGACAAAGCACAGGCUGAAAACAAGCGUCAUUCCUCUGAGUCCAGCAGUGGCUCAGAAGAACAUCGACCAUCCCCCCGGUCAGAGCAUUGUCGACUUUACUUUGGCGCACUCCAGAAGGCCAUUGGGGGAUUUGUGGGCAGCCUUCAGGAUGGCCAGCCACCAGAAAAAUUCAUCUCACAAAGUAAGUUGGUGAUCAUGGUGGGCCAGAGACUGGUGGACAGCCUGUGCAGGGCUGCCCAGCAUCAAGAGUCCAGUCAGAGCCUCCUGUGUAAGAGCAACCACCUGUGUGCUCUCUUGAAGCAGCUGGCUGUGGCCACCAAGAAGGCGGCGGUGCACUUCCCAGACAAGAAAGCUCUGCACGAGGCUGAAGAGUUUGCUAAAGAACUGGCCCAAAGAGCGCAGCACUUUCGGAAAUCGCUUGACCUCUAAGAUGCUGGUUUAUUCAUCAGUCAGUUAGCUUUCUAUUUCUUUGUUCAUUCAUUUCAUAUUCAACUGCUAUGAAGUUCACUAACCAAAAAGGUCAUUGCUUUUAGCGGAAUGUUGUCAUCAUAACGAAUGCAGCUGCAGGUUAACAUGCUAAUGCUGUUAGAAAAAGUGGCAGGAGCAAGUGGAACAAUUCAAACAUGGGGCUGUAUUUAUACUAAAAUAAAAGACUUUUACGUAGUGGAGUUCCAAAAUGAAUUGCACAUUUACAAUACUGUAUUCAAGCCUAUUUUAACAUACAUUUUAAAUAUUAAGUAUGAAAUAUAAUUUGUGUCAUAUAAUUCUCAAUUAUUUUAUAUUCUUUGAAUAUUGUUUAUGUGGAUGUUUUAAGUAUUUUAUUACUUUAUUGUGUAAAAGGAUCGUUCUCCAGGGUAGCAGUUUGACACAGUCUAUACUUUUUGUGAAUAUUGAUGUAAAUAUUCUAAAAAAAUGUGCAUUCCCAAAGUUUUCUGUUGCUUUUUUUUAUUGAUCUUAAAAUUAAAAAAUGA
Molecule: messenger RNA, 3073 nt
Organism: Toxotes jaculatrix (banded archerfish)
Lineage: Eukaryota; Metazoa; Chordata; Actinopteri; Toxotidae
Gene: cass4
Product: Cas scaffold protein family member 4
Exons: 7
Coding region: 138-2531 (797 amino acids)
Biological process (GO): cell migration; cell surface receptor protein tyrosine kinase signaling pathway
Cellular component (GO): plasma membrane; cytoplasm
Molecular function (GO): protein binding
Source: RefSeq, a predicted model, not a curated record